Molecule: messenger RNA, 714 nt
Organism: Volvox carteri f. nagariensis
Lineage: Eukaryota; Viridiplantae; Chlorophyta; Chlorophyceae; Chlamydomonadales; Volvocaceae
Exons: 5
Coding region: 1-714 (237 amino acids)
Source: RefSeq, a predicted model, not a curated record
AUGCGAACCGUGGGCAGCAGCAGAUGCUCCUUCCGGGCGGCGGCGUUCCUGGCGCUGUUCGCGUUCCAGGGGCUAGGCUGGUGGGCCGGCCAGGCGUACGGCGGACUCGGGGGCUCCUCCGGUGGCAAUGGAACCGAACAGAUGGGCCCGGAGCAAAGGAGUAAAGCGGAGAGCUUCGGGAAGGCGUUUGAGGACUACGUGGUCCUGGGCCAGGACCCCGUGGCCAUUGCGCUGCGGCGGCUCAGCAUCACCGCCAUUGACGCGUUUGAGACUGCCGUACAGAACCAGAUUGCAAGGUCCUUCUACAAUGCCCUCAACGACAUCCUCUUCACGUACGCCAACGACGAGCGUAACCGCUUCACCAUCACACCUUCCUUCUCAUUCGAGGCGUCUCUGGGCACGAGCGGCAACCUGCAAGCCGCCAUGGAUCGAGUACUAAGCCUGGCACAAGCGCUGGGAAACCGGGAGAACGCGGCCGCCCUACUUCGGUCCGCCACCACCGCCCGGGACCAGGUCAUCGCGGCCCUGAGGCGGCCCCAUGCAGACGGCAGCAGCAACGUCGGUGGGCUGUUCAUGCAGCAAUCUUGGCAAGACGAAGACAUGGAUGGCGACGGGGAGCCGCAGGGGCUUGGGGUCGCUGCCCGACUGGCGAGGAUGCAAGGCCUUGCAAGUGGCGCCGCCAAUGCCAACUUCUUCAGUGCCGCAUCGGGAUGA